UGUGGUUGGGAACAGGUGCAACGUGGGAGUUGCAGUCAGUCAUUGGAUCCCAGGGUGGUGCAGGGGCGUGGGGUGCUUAAGCAGCUGCUGCAGUCCAAUGCAAUCAUUUGCAAUGCGUUGUGCUUUAAAUGCUUGUAAUUUGGCAAUAGGAACUGAUUUCCACAUAACUUUGAAUGUCUGUUGUUGCCCUCUGUCAACAAAUUAUUUGACUGCUUGAUUGCUGUAAUACUUCUGGUUGUGGAGAUGGGUCACAUAAUUUCUUGCAAUGAAAAUAGACAAAAAAUGUGGAAUUUUUCAAUGAGUGAACAGACUUGCAGACAGGAGACACAAGAGACAGAGGUAUGUUGGUUUGCAGGGUUCUCAUUUGGGAAUCAGUCAUUCGCAACUUCUGCUGUAAAACGAGUUAUAUCUUGCACAUUUUCUUACACAAAUUGCACAAUCACAAAUCAUGAUUUCUCUAUUUCAGGUGUAAAAGAAGAUUUGAAUGUACAAUCAGAAACUGUAAAAAUGUAUUUUGAUUGAAUAGUUAUAACUUGACAAGAAAUAAUGUUGGAUUUAAGGAGUGAAAGGACAAUGUGUCACACACCCACAGGAAAAAAAAACCCCAACAACUGGGUUUGAGAAAACCGAGGAGUGUAAGAGGUGGUCAGAAAAGUAAACAGCAGUAUAAAUGAAAGAAGAAAAAAAAAAUACAAAAAAGAAACCUUGUGGAUGAAAAUCCAUGGUAACAGUGAUUAUCACAGUCCACAUGGAAACGAGUACAAAGACGAAUCAUUGAAAGUCAAAGGAGAGCCGGUUAACCUUGGCUGAGGUCCAUGCAAGUGCAGCAAGAAGAAGGUAGAGCCAGUUGAGAAUAGUGGAAGAGAAGCAGGGGGUGGUCCAAAGAGGGGCAUUUUUUUCAAUAGGAGGGCAAAGUCUUACAGAAAUCCCACUAAGAAACACAGCUGCCCAAAAGAGAGAAAGAGAUCAGUCUACAAAGAGAGGGCAGGCAAUUUUCAGCCCUAUUAGAAAGAAACACACCCUCCACGAUUCCGGCAAGAACCACAGGCUUCACCACCCCAGUUUUUUUUUUUGGCGGGUGGCCUCAGAUCAGUAGCUGUGGGAGAAACCAUUUCCACUUACUGACACAGGUUGGAGCUGAGGUGUGGAUCCUCCCUGAUUGCUCGAGCAUGAGCAGAGUUAGGAGCGAAAGCUUCACUUUCUUCUCCAGUGAAGAGAGACCACACGGCAGACACAAGAUCUUCCUACUCCUCCCCUCUUCCUGGGCUCUUGUCCAGAGAAUGACUGGCUCCAGUGGACCCAGGAACACAGACUGAGGACAGUGUACAGCAGUUUUUUUCUGCCAGCCAGCUGGGACAGACUUUGCAAAUUAGCUGCUUCAACACCUUUUUGGAAUUCAAAGCGCUUCUUUUUUUAAAAUAUGUAAUUUUUUUCUUCAAAUGAGAUCCGGAGCUUUAAGUUUAGCCAGUCAAACAAACAAACAGACGGACUGACAUAUGGACAGAGAGCAGUGAGCACUGCGGCGUGAAUGCAGCAACUGGACUUCUCUUCUCCCUGGUUGCUAAGACCAAACAAGGAUAAUAGCCAAAGCAUAUCCUUUCCACCAAGGUAGUGGGUGGAUGCAGCUUUCAGCAGACGGCUAUAGGAGGAGAGCAGUGACUGAACAGAGGACUGCAGGGAUACAUUUAGCUGAAGGGAUCCUCUUGAAAUGGAUUGUUACUUUAACGUAAACUCACACAGGAAAUUCAAGUCCAUCUUCUCGUGAGCAUUUUUUGAAGGGUCGUGCUGCGCAAAACCCUGUGCUGUUAAUACUGAGUGGACUUACUUUUUUUUUUUUUCUUUUACAAGAUCAGUAUAGAAUUUAGAGAUGAUGGAAGGAUGCAUAAGGACUCAGAUCGUGCCCCUGAUGCUGCUGUUUCCUAUUUUGCUUGGCAUGACUCACACGGCACACAGCAUCUAUCCAAGGAUAAGACUCUCCCACAAAGAGCUUUGGCAGAUGAACAGGACCUGGGUGUUUCAGGGACACGCUGGGCCUCUCCAGCCUCAGACGAUGCAGCUGGACGAGAGCCACCAAAGGCUUUAUGUUGGAGCCAAGAAUGCAUUGUUUUCUCUUAGCUUGGACAGGGUUAACUCUCACCACAGACAGGUCAGUUGGGCCAGUACGGAAUCAGAGACGGAGGAGUGUUUAAUGAAAGGAAGGGAUAAGCAUGAAUGUGCAAACUACAUCAAAGUCCUGCAGAAGUACAACCAGACCCAUCUGCUGGCCUGUGGAACCGGAGCCUUCAACCCCAUCUGUGCAAUGGUCCAAGUGGGACAUACAGGGCAGGACAAGCUUUUCCUGCUUGAAGAGGACAGCAUUAUAAGCGGCAGAGGGCGUAGUCCCUACGACCCCAUCAGCCCCUGCACAUCUACACUGUCUGGAGGAGAGCUUUACAUCGGCCUGUACACAGACUACUGGGAGAAUGAUGGAGCUUUGUGUCGACUCAACAACCACACGUACACGCGCACUGAGAGGAAUGACAGGGAGCAGCUCAACGCCCCAAAGUUCGUGGGCUCAGCCCUCAUUCCUGACAACGACGACAGAGACGAUGAUAAAGUUUACUUCUUCUUCACUGAGCGAGAGGUGGAUGCAGAGGGGGUGAACAGAGCCGUCUACACUCGCAUCGGGCGAGUUUGUGCGAAUGAUCAGGGCGGACAGAGAAUGCUGGUGAACAGAUGGAGCUCCUUCCUGAAAACUCGCCUCAUCUGCUCUGUGGCUGGACCCAACGGCAUCGACACGCACUUUGAUGAACUCGAGGAUGUGUUUGUACUCAACAGUAAAGAUGAAAAAAACCCUGAAAUUUUCGGCCUCUUUAGUACAACAAGUGCUGUGUUUAAAGGCUAUGCAGUGUGUGUCUAUCACAUGGAGGACAUCAGAGCAGCCUUUAAUGGGCCGUUUGCGUACCGGGAGAAACCUGAGCAUCACUGGACACCUUUUGAAGGCAGAGUCCCCUACCCCCGGCCUGGUUCUUGUGCCAGUAAAGUGAGCGGCGGCGGCUUCUCCAGCUCCAAGGAGUUUCCCGAUGAGGUGCUGCGCUUCGUGCGUUCUCAUCCGGUGAUGUACCGGCCUGUUCUCCCUCAGCAUCACAGACCGGUCCUGCUGCAGACAGAGCCGGGCGGGAGGAAGCUGACCCAGAUUGCAGUGGACAGAGUCCAAGCCCAGGAUGGACACUACCAUGUUCUGUACAUCGGCACGGAUGACUCUGUGAUUUUAAAAGUAAUCACCAUCUACAACAAAGACACCGACACGAUGGAGGAGGUGCUGCUGGAAGAGCUGCAAGUAUUCAAGGUGCCAGCACCAAUAGGAGAGAUCAUAAUCUCCCCAAAAAGGCAACAGCUGUAUGUGGGGUCAAAAGUGGGCGUGGCCCAGGUCAGGCUGCAUCAGUGUGACCUCUACGGUUCUGAAUGUGCUGACUGUUGCUUGGCCAGAGACCCAUACUGUGCCUGGGAUGGCCUCACCUGCUCCAGAUACUACCCUGCUGGGGCGUACACAAAGAGACGGUUCAGGCGGCAAGAUGUUCGCCAUGGCAACGCCGUGCAGCUGUGUAAUGGGCUGCAAAUUGAUGACGAACAAUGGCAGAGGGCUGAGAGGAAAAUAGUGUACGGUGUGGAGAGCAACAGCACUUUACUGGAAUGCGUUCCUCGAUCACUGCAAGCCAAGGUUCACUGGUUUUUACAGAGAGGAGAAGGAAAGCAUGAGAUUCGAGGUGAUGAGCGGGUCAUCGUGACCUCCCACGGGCUCCUGUUCUUGCGCGUGCGAGGCUCUGACGCCGGUGUGUAUGUGUGUCAGACGGUGGAGCACGGAUACGUGCACACAUUAUUACAGAUCAGCCUGCACGUGCUCGGAGGGGAGCGGGUGGAGUCGGCGAUCCGUACUGCUCACGACGGCGAGGGCGCCAAAGCUGCAGCAGUAGUGUGCCCACCCGGCCCCAGCAUAAGCCCCAAAUCUCCAUCAGUACCCGUCCCCAACUCCAGGCUAUGGUACAAAGACUUCCUUCAGCUGAUUGGCUACGGUGAUGCCGAAAAGGUGGAGGAGUACUGCGAGAGAGUGUGGUGCACUGAUAAGAAACGCAAAAAACCCAAAAGAAGGUACAUUCCUGCCGUCGGGGAGAAGAGAGGCAAAAGGAAGGGAGAGGAUAACUCCCACAGAGCUCCCAGGCACACACUCAACACCUGAAAAAGGACUCACUGCAACGCUUGUAUGCAAACACAAUCCAACAGUUGGACUCUAACAGCAUGUAAAGAGUUUUUUUAUUUUGCUUUUGACAAAAGCAGUAACAGACAAACCACAGUAGCACACUGCUUGCACGCUGUUGCUACAACUAUCUUUUUUGUGAUUUUUAUUUUAAAAAGAUAACGUCUUGUCUCGUCGGUCUGUUAUAAGCUUAAUGUUUAGUGCAAACCCACACCGAGCUGUGACAGCUCUGUCAGCGCAGAGCGGGGGCUCUGACGGGGGGGCAGAUGGACAACAGAUUAAGAAAUGUUGCUGCUGAUCAGAGAGAUGCAUCAGCUCUUGUGGACAAACCCAGCUAAACGCUGCUGUCAAUCAAAACGCACAGAGGCCACAUCUCUGCUUCUUCUGCUAACAGAUGGCAGAACUCUUCUUGUACAGUCGAGCUGUUUACCUCCCUAUCUUUUUUUUUUUUUUUUUUUUGGUCGUACUGUAAGUUAUUUUCCAACAUUUUUACCGUAAGAAGCUGUUACAGUGUUAAAAACUGGAAACUAAAAUCUUUUUUGUACAGUAAAAUGUGUUUUGGUAUUAUUAUGCUCAAGAUUAUCAGUUACAAUGGUUGUUGCAACUAUUUUGAAAAAGUGAGUUCAUCAGAACUAUGCUCUCAAAGUGCAUCCUAACCAUUUAUGAACAUGUGGAGUGGAAAAAAAAGGUCUUAUCAGUGGAAAAUAUAUGUAUCAUAUUUAUCUAUUUACAAUUGCUUCACAUGUAUUGGCAGAGCUUUGUGUAUUGCAUUUUUUUAUUUAAAAUAAAUCUGCAAAUGUGCACAUCUG
This is a messenger RNA of Oryzias melastigma (Indian medaka), 5043 nucleotides long. RefSeq names its product sema domain, immunoglobulin domain (Ig), short basic domain, secreted, (semaphorin) 3E (gene sema3e). Gene Ontology annotation, molecular function: semaphorin receptor binding; chemorepellent activity. Bases 1868 to 4216 code for a protein of 782 amino acids. Gene Ontology annotation, biological process: axon guidance; semaphorin-plexin signaling pathway; negative regulation of axon extension involved in axon guidance. The transcript is spliced from 17 exons. Lineage: Eukaryota; Metazoa; Chordata; Actinopteri; Beloniformes; Adrianichthyidae. The record is from RefSeq and is a predicted model, not a curated record.